Molecule: messenger RNA, 903 nt
Organism: Pterocles gutturalis (yellow-throated sandgrouse)
Lineage: Eukaryota; Metazoa; Chordata; Aves; Pterocliformes; Pteroclidae
Gene: DHRS11
Product: dehydrogenase/reductase (SDR family) member 11
Exons: 6
Coding region: 89-634 (181 amino acids)
Molecular function (GO): oxidoreductase activity
Source: RefSeq, a predicted model, not a curated record
ACUGGCAGCUGAAUGCCAGAGUGCUGGCUACCCAGGGACCCUCAUCCCGUACAAGUGUGAUCUCUCCAACGAAGAGGAGAUCCUGUCCAUGUUCUCCGCCAUCAAAACCCUUCACCAAGGAGUUGACGUCUGCAUCAACAACGCGGGGCUGGCGCGCCCGGAGCCCCUGCUCUCGGGGAAGACGGAGGGCUGGCGGACGAUGAUCGACGUCAAUGUGAUGGCUGUAAGCAUCUGCACCCGAGAGGCUUACCAGUCCAUGAAGGAGAGAAACAUUGACGAUGGGCACAUCAUUAACAUUAACAGCAUGAACGGCCACAGUGUUGUGCCACAGUCGGUGGUGCAUUUUUACAGUGCCACCAAGUAUGCAGUCACAGCCCUCACGGAGGGGCUGAGGCAAGAGCUCCGAGAAGCCAAGACCCAUAUACGAGCGACAUGUAUAUCUCCAGGACUGGUGGAAACGGGAUUUGCUUUUAAACUUCAUGAUAAUGACCCUGAGAGAGCUGCUGCAACCUACGAGAGCAUUCGGUGUCUCAAAGCCGAAGACAUGGCUAACGCUGUCAUAUACGUCCUCAGCGCCCCACCCCAUGUACAGAUUGCAGAUAUACAGAUGAGGCCCACGGAGCAGAUAUCAUAGCAAACGAAGGAGCGGCAUGAGCAGCACCAUGUAUCCACUCCACUUCGAACCCUCUGGCAAUUUAGGGUUUCGUCGGCUGGCUAGCAACGUUUUAAUCAAGUACCAAGGAUCACGUUUGAAGAAUUAUUUUUCUCUCCCUCUCUCUGAGCUGGUGCUGGUGCUGAGCCAGUUUCAAAAGAAAUAGUAGUGGGUCUGUUUCUUCCCCACUCCUUUCUGAAACUGCUAAAGAGUAAAAUGUAUUUGGAAAUAAUGCAGGGAAGUGGUUUGUG